Molecule: messenger RNA, 2087 nt
Organism: Apis florea (little honeybee)
Lineage: Eukaryota; Metazoa; Arthropoda; Insecta; Hymenoptera; Apidae
Source: RefSeq, a predicted model, not a curated record
GGGGACAGCAGUAUGCGGUCGCUAUUCGUGCGGCGCGGAUUACGUAUUAGAGUUGUCUUCUGCUACGGGCAGGCCUCGUUUGUUGGUUCGUUUCGUUCCAAAGCUUUUUUCUCAAAAAAACUUGUAACGCGGGAUACACUGGUCGGUGGACAGUUCAUAAAAUGCUACCGCGAAGGUAGUGGCAAGAUCAAUCAUGAUCAACAUGGUUUUGGUGGAGCUGUCGUUCUAGAAGGUUGGCCGAGAUCGCUGGGGAGACGAGAGACAGAAGGGAGGAGGACCAGCUCGGUCUUCGCAAGAAAUGGGCAAGAAGGGUUCUAAGCGAAAAACACGAUGGAGAACUCUCAGCAUUGGCACUCCACCCGGCGAAGAGGACGAAGAAGACGGAUUACGGAAUGGAUUCUUGAAGGGGCAGGAGAAUGAGACGAACACGCACAGCUUUAGUCGGCAGAGCGGAUACAAGCCGCGUAGAAGCGGAAGUAGCGAUGGUGGCGCGUACGCCGGUAGCGCGGCACGGCACAAGGACGAUACGAGCGGUUCACCGUCCCAGCCCAAGAUUAUCUUCAACGAGGACGAGUACACGAGGAUCACGACACCCCGUCAGGACAUGCUGUUCAAAAAGGGUUAUCUGUCGAGGAAGAAACCUUGGACAGGGAACGCGAACACCAGCGCGACGUCCUCGACAACCGAGAGCCAAUCGGCGUCUCAUUCCACUGCAGGUAGAGAUGGUAGCGAAACGACCGAGGAUCAACAAUUGUUAGACAGGGACUGUGGUACCGGCGAGUAUCCACCGGUGAUGGAUUCCAGCGCCCAAUUGGGCUAUGGGACGUUUUAUGACCACAUGGGUGGUUACUAUUACGAAUAUCCUGUGAUGUUGGUUGGUCCAGCACCGAUGCAAUCUCAAGUUGCACCGAGUGUUUUGGCGGCCGUGCCUUGUGCACCUGUGCCUCUUAGGCCCAUUGAAUGGAUUAAUCCAACUUACGUGCCCAAACUGCCUGAUCAACCGUAUUGUAUAAUGAAUUACGAGAACAAUCAAAGUAUGGAGAGUAGUAGGGUGGUGAUGGAAGAGGAAGGGAACGCGAUUCUAGCAACGGAGAACUCGAAUGGAAUGAGCAACGAGAGCGGGACAGGUAGCACGAGUUGCAGCGGUAGUAUGGCCGGGGAGACGGAGGAACAAGGCAUAGAGUUUAGCAACGCGAAGGAGGAAGAGCGGGCGGACGAGCAGAUGGAGGAGCAGAUGGAGGAGCGAAUGGAGGAGCGAUACGGGGAGGAGGAGCAACAGCAGGCGGAGGAGCAACCGUUGGAGAACGGUGGCGGCCCCUAUUUUGAACCGAUGUUGAUGCAGCAACCGGUACACGUGUCUCACGUGAUACCAGCGAUUCCUCAGCCUUACAUGUACCCCGGCCACUACAUGUUCGGCCCUCCUUUGAUCAACGUGAAUGGUUAGUUGACAGAGAAGAGCGAGCAAGAAGACUGUUGCGCGUAGAAAAGAAAGAAAAAGGGAACGGUCUUCCUCGGCUCUCCCUCGGCUAUUCUUCUGUUUUCUUUCUAUUUAUUCUCUAUUCCUUGCUACCUGUUAUCGCCAACAGAGAGUUACCCUUGCUCCAUUUGCUAUCGCAUGUCUAGCCGCGGAUUUUUCUUUCGCUCUUUCUAUCUCUCUCUCUCUUGUAGCUUUGGUUCUGUUCAUGGACGGAUGGACGGAACAACGGACGAACAUGCCAAGGUUGUUUUUCUUCCGGCUUAAGAGAGAAUCUGCGCACUUCGGGGAGGGAGCACCGCGUUCUUGUGUAAUCCGCUUCCGACUAACACGAUCAUUUUUUCGACUGUUUAUUCACGCUGAUGGGGAAUUUUCUUUAUCGGGGGAUUGAUUUUUACCUCUAUUUAUCUAUUCUUUUUAAGUCAAUUUUAUUCGCAUAGAUAAAUAAUAAAACAAUAAUCUUGGGUGGGUAUGUUUGAGGAUUUUGAUUUAAAUUCAGUUCGAGGGGAAGGUUUGAUUGGAAAGUUGACAAUUUUUCUUCAACGACAUUUUACGUUUCAUUUUACGACGAAGCUAUCGACAAGCUAUCGCUCGAUAAGAAAUUGUUGAAAAA